This is a messenger RNA of Mercurialis annua (annual mercury), 1607 nucleotides long. Its product is annotated as S-adenosylmethionine synthase 1. Gene Ontology annotation, biological process: S-adenosylmethionine biosynthetic process. Gene Ontology annotation, cellular component: cytosol. The transcript is spliced from 2 exons. Bases 124 to 1305 code for a protein of 393 amino acids. NCBI's taxonomy places the organism in Eukaryota, Viridiplantae, Streptophyta, Magnoliopsida, Malpighiales, Euphorbiaceae. Gene Ontology annotation, molecular function: methionine adenosyltransferase activity; ATP binding. The record is from RefSeq and is a predicted model, not a curated record.
UGUCAAUAGAGUAAGAUUCGUCGAGCCGCUUUGAAUAACGAUUAUUAAGGAGUGUGGUCUGGUUAUUGAACAAAAUCCAAAAAGGUUCAGAUCUGUGCGGUGUGACCCGAAAAGCUAACAGAAAUGGAGACCUUUCUAUUCACAUCUGAGUCUGUGAACGAGGGACACCCUGACAAACUCUGUGACCAGAUCUCUGAUGCGGUUCUCGAUGCCUGCCUUGAACAGGAUCCUGACAGCAAGGUUGCCUGUGAAACAUGCACUAAGACCAACAUGGUCAUGGUCUUUGGUGAGAUCACCACCAAAGCCAAGGUAGACUAUGAGAAGAUAGUUCGCGACACUUGCCGCAACAUUGGAUUUGUUUCUGAUGAUGUUGGUCUUGAUGCUGACAAGUGCAAGGUCCUGGUUAACAUUGAGCAACAGAGUCCUGAUAUUGCACAGGGUGUCCAUGGUCACUUCACCAAGCGCCCAGAAGAGAUUGGUGCUGGUGACCAGGGCCAUAUGUUUGGUUAUGCUACCGAUGAGACCCCUGAAUUAAUGCCUUUGAGCCAUGUCCUUGCCACCAAGCUUGGGGCUCGCCUUACUGAGGUUAGGAAGAAUGGUACUUGUGCCUGGCUUAGACCUGACGGUAAAACUCAAGUUACCGUCGAGUACUUUAAUGACAAUGGUGCCAUGGUCCCAGUUCGUGUCCACACUGUCCUCAUCUCCACCCAGCAUGAUGAGACUGUCACCAACGAUGAGAUUGCUGCCGACCUCAAGGAGCAUGUGAUCAAGCCUGUGGUCCCAGAGAAGUACCUUGACGAGAAGACCAUCUUUCACCUUAACCCAUCAGGUCGUUUUGUCAUUGGUGGCCCACACGGUGAUGCAGGUCUCACUGGACGCAAGAUCAUUAUUGAUACCUAUGGAGGAUGGGGAGCCCACGGUGGUGGUGCUUUCUCAGGAAAGGACCCAACCAAGGUUGACAGGAGUGGUGCUUAUAUCGUUAGACAGGCGGCCAAGAGUAUUGUAGCAAAUGGGCUUGCUCGCAGAUGCAUUGUCCAGGUCUCCUAUGCUAUUGGUGUGCCCGAGCCUUUAUCAGUUUUCGUUGACACCUAUGGAACUGGAAAGAUUCCUGACAAGGAGAUCCUGAAGAUUGUGAAAGAGGUGUUCGACUUCAGACCAGGAAUGAUGACCAUCAACCUUGAUCUGAAGAGGGGUGGAAACGGAAGGUUUUUGAAGACUGCCGCAUACGGACACUUUGGAAGGGAUGACCCCGACUUCACCUGGGAGGUUGUCAAGCCCCUCAAGUGGGACAAGCCUCAAGCUUAGGAGUGGUUUAUACUAUCUAUCCCCUGCUGCUUUCAGAUGCUCGCUUGGCUUGUAGUUUAUGAAUAAUUUGUUUCAGUUUUAUUGCUGCUGCACUUUAAUCUAAUUCAGUGUGCAAUGAUCCUAUCUCUUACGUAAGGUCCAAUAUUUAUUUUUCCUUUCUAUCUUUUUUUUAUUGGCAGUUUCUGGUGUGAAAAUAUAAGAAAAUUUUGCUAGAAAUUAUGGCACUGGGCUGCUUUGCAGCAGAGCAGCACCGGAAUGUAUUAAUGUCCGCUUGGAAACUAUGGUUUACUGCGUUCUACUUA